ACAUUUCCAGUUCUACUACAAUUUGGAGACGAGGGUUUCAACUUCCCUGAUUUGGUACCUUCAGUACAAAAACAGGUAAAUAGCGAACUAAAUGAGUUGACCUCGAAGAAUGUACAAGUUCGAUUGAUAGAUAAUUUACAAAAUGGCACUACCCUCAACAAGAAAGAUGUCUUCACAGUUGAAUUGCUCCACUCAACUGAUAAUAGUGCUGCAUUAGACUCAAUUGAACUUAAAGCAUACGUAUACUACACAUUGAAGUCUAUUCAUUCGAACGACUUGCCCUACUAUAUUACACAAGUAAUACUUUUCCAUUUAUUGCAGCCGGAAUUGACAUUA
Messenger RNA from Scheffersomyces stipitis CBS 6054, 336 nucleotides. RefSeq lists its product as uncharacterized. The transcript has a single exon. The annotation marks the transcript as partial. The record is from RefSeq and is a predicted model, not a curated record. NCBI's taxonomy places the organism in Eukaryota, Fungi, Ascomycota, Pichiomycetes, Serinales, Debaryomycetaceae.